AAGCAGCCCUCCCUUGCUGAGCACAGUGCCCCUGAACAUUUACCACCAUUACACUGCUGGAGCUCACGCUUGCAUGUAUGUCCCAGUUUCUCUGCAGAAGAGUACUUCACCCGUUUGCAGUCCAGCCAACAAUAAAGGAGGGUUUCUUUCCCCAUAUCUUUGCCGACAUUUGAUGGUGGUGGUUUUCCUUGCCAUCGCUAUUCUGACUGGAUCCUUGAGCCUUGAGGGGAGGGUUUUGAUAAAGACACCAACUUACUCAUGUCAUCGAGCAUGGAGAAAUGGAGCUGGUGCCCAGCUAGAAGUUUCACCAGUAUUGAAUAACUUUCAUGGUGCUGGAAGAAGUUGGAAACCUGAUCGCUCACAGAGGCCAGAAUGGUGGAAUGAAGCAGAAAGCCACUGAAGCCAGCUGGAGAGACAAGCCCUUUCUGGAGGAGCAGCCACUGCUCUGCUCCAGAUAACUGUGGCAAGGCAGGAAUGUUGACCUAUUGUUACUGCACUCACUGUCCACUUUCUCAGGCUACAUUAUUGGAAUUUUGAAGUCAUGAAAACACCAGAUGAACCAACCUGCAACACCUUGGAUUCACAUUGGAAAAUAAAGAGAACGCUUAAAGAAUGUGGCCUAUAGAGGUGGUAGCCCCUGGAAACAUUAACCAGCUGGUAGUGUCAAAACAGACCAGUUUCUAGAAAUAGAGAUUAUUCUAGUCCAGUGUCAAGGUUCAAGAAAAAUGUACAACUAAAAACUUUUCGCCCCCUCUCUUCUGCUUCAGACAGGUACUAGCACAGGUGAAUUAUGAUUUUCCCUGGUUGAGAGUAUUUGGUUUUGCCUAUGUAGACCAUGCCUAGGAAUGAAAUGCGUUGUAUUUAAUGUAGAUUAUAAUGGGAAACAUUUUCACAAUGGCAGAUUUCAAAGACUUGGUUCCAAACUGAGCCGAAGCUUCCCGAUGUAUUUCGUAGUCCAGGAAAACUGUGCCAUGCUGGCCCUGUUUUGAAGGCCACCAUGCUCUCUACUAGAAGGAUAUCAUCUUAUUGCUGAUAUCUUUGGAGCACCCCAAGCAGACACAGAAAAUGAAUGGAGGCAAAGAGUGUGACGGAGGAGACAAGGAAGGAGGUGUUCCAGCUGUACAGGUUCCUGUGGGUUGGCAGCGACGUGUGGAUCACAAUGGCGUGCUUUACAUCAGUCCCAGUGGGUCUUUGUUGUCUUGCUUGGAGCAGGUUAAAACAUACCUGCUUACUGAUGGAACAUGCAAGUGUGGCUUGGAAUGUCCUCUGAUUCUUCCCAAGGUGUUUAAUUUUGAUCCUGGAGCUGCUGUGAAGCAGAGAACCGCAGAAGACGUGAAAGCAGAUGAAGAUGUCACCAAGCUCUGUAUACAUAAGAGGAAAAUCAUUGCAGUGGCCACACUCCAUAAAAGCAUGGAGGCCCCACAUCCUUCUCUGGUGCUCACCAGUCCUGGAGGAGGAACAAAUGCAACUCCAGUAGUACCUUCACGGGCGGCAACUCCAAGAUCAGUAAGAAACAAGUCUCACGAAGGAAUUACAAAUUCUGUAAUGCCUGAAUGUAAGAAUCCUUUCAAGUUAGUGACUGGAUCAUCAAAUGCCAUGGGAAGACUAUAUGUGCAAGACCUGCCUGGAACCCAGCAGCAAGAACUCCACCCUGUCUACCCCCGACAGAGAUUGGGCAGCAGUGAACAUGGACAGAAAUCCCCAUUUCGUGGCAGCCAUGGAGGCCUACCCAGCCCAGCAUCAUCAGGUUCCCAGAUUUAUGGAGAUGGCUCUAUCUCUCCAAGGACUGACCCACUUGGAAGCCCUGAUGUCUUCACAAGAAAUAACCCUGGUUUUCAUGGAGCUCCCAAUUGCAGUCCUAUUCACCUGAAUAGGACUCCUCUUUCUCCACCUUCAGUAAUGCUACAUGGUUCUCCCAUACAGUCAUCCUGUGCAAUGGCUGGAAGAACUAAUAUACCUCUUUCCCCAACCUUGACUACAAAGAGUCCAGUAAUGAAAAAACCAAUGUGUAAUUUUUCAACUAAUAUGGAAAUACCACGAGCAAUGUUCCACCACAAACCACCCCAAGGCCCACCUCCCCCUCCUCCACCUUCUUGUGCUCUUCAGAAAAAGCCAUUAACAUCUGAGAAAGAUCCACUUGGCAUUCUUGACCCUAUUCCUAGUAAACCAGUGAAUCAGAACCCUAUUAUCAUUAAUCCAACCACUUUCCAUUCAAAUGUCCACUCUCAGGUACCUGUGAUGAAUGUAAGCAUGCCUCCUGCUGUUGUUCCUUUGCCAAGUAAUCUCCCUUUGCCAACUGUAAAACCUGGUCAUAUGAAUCAUGGGAGUCAUGUACAAAGAAUUCAGCAUUCAGCUUCAACCUCCCUGUCCCCUUCUCCAGUGACAUCCCCAGUGCACAUGAUGGGGACUGGAAUUGGAAGGAUUGAGGCAUCGCCCCAAAGAUCACGCUCAUCUUCCACAUCAUCAGAUCAUGGAAAUUUCAUGAUGCCACCUGUAGGACCCCAAGCCACUUGUAGUGGCAUAAAGGUUCCACCUAGGUCACCAAGGUCAACAAUAGGUUCCCCAAGGCCAUCAAUGCCAUCAAGCCCUUCUACCAAGUCUGAUGGACAUCAUCAGUACAAGGAUAUCCCUAACCCAUUAAUUGCUGGAAUGAGUAAUGUACUUACUACCCCAAGCAGUGCAGCUUUUCCUCCUGCAUCUGCGGGAAAUGGUUCUGUAAAGAGUCAGCCUGGUUUGCUGGGAAUGCCUUUAAAUCAGAUCUUGAACCAGCACAAUGCUGCCUCCUUUCCAGCAAGUAGUUUACUCUCAGCAGCAGCCAAAGCACAGCUAGCAAAUCAAAACAAACUUGCUGGUAACAACAGUAGCAGCAGUAACAACUCUGGAGCUGUUGCCAGCGGUGGCAGCUCUGAAGGACACAGCACUUUAAACACCAUGUUCCCCCCGACUGCCCACGUGCUCCUCCCAGCAGGUGAAGCCCAAAGUGGUCGAGCAGCACUAAGAGAUAAGUUGAUGUCUCAGCAAAAGGACUCACUACGGAAAAGAAAACAGCCACCUGCCACAGUGUUGAGUUUGCUCAGACAGUCUCAAAUGGAUAGUUCUGCAGUUCCGAAACCUGGACCCGACUUGCUAAGGAAGCAGGGGCAGGGGUCGUUUCCCAUAAGUUCAAUGUCUCAGUUACUACAGUCUAUGAGUUGUCAAAGCUCUCACUUGAGUAGCAAUAGUACCCCGGGUUGUGGGGGAUCAAAUACUGCUUUGCCUUGCUCUGCCAACCAGCUGCAUUUUCCAGAUCCUAAUGUGAAUUCCAGUGUUCUUCAGAAUUCACUGACACAGAGCAUACCUUUAAGAGGGGAAGCCGUGCACUGCCACAACGCAACCACUAACUUUGUCCACAGUAACAGUCCAGUCCCCAACCACCAUCUUGCAGGUUUAAUAAAUCAGAUUCAGGCUAGCGGGAACUGUGGGAUGCUCAGUCAGUCGGGCAUGGCUUUAGGAAAUUCAUUACAUCCCAAUCCACCUCAGUCAAGAAUUUCAGCGUCCACCACUCCAGUGAUACCAAACAGCGUUGUUAGCAGCUAUAAUCAAACAAGUUCUGAAGCAGGUGGUCCAAGCCUACCAUCCUCCAUAGCUAUAGCUGGCAGCAACCACCCUGCCAUCACAAAGACAACAUCUGUUCUCCAAGAUGGUGUCAUAGUCACCAGCGCAGCUGGACACCCACUGCAGAGUCAGCUGCCCAUUGGGAGUGAUUUUCCUUUUGUUGGCCAGGAGCAUGCCCUUCAUUUUCCAUCCAACAGUACUGCAAACAACCAUCUUCCACACCCCUUGAACCCCAGCCUCCUCAGUUCUCUGCCUAUCUCUUUGCCAGUGAAUCAACAGCAUCUCCUAAACCAGAAUCUAUUAAAUAUCCUCCAGCCUUCAGCAGGAGAAGGCAAGUCUGAGAUCAACCUCCACCCUUUAGGUUUCCUCCACCCCAAUGUAAACGCUGCUUUAGCCUUUCUCUCUGGUGACCUGGAUGGGCAGGUCUUACAGCCUGUUCACUUUCAGCUUUUAGCAGCCCUGCUCCAGAACCAAGCCCAAGCAGCUGCCAUGCUUCCCCUGCCAUCUCUCAAUCUGACCAUCUCAGAUCUUUUACAGCAGCAAAAUACCCCUUUACCCUUAUUAACACAGAUGACAACCCCACCAGACCGUUUGCCAAGCAAUCAGUCAGACAACAGCCGAGCUGAGACCCUUUUAACCAGCCCCAUGGGAAACCCUUUACCGAGCUUUACAGGCAGUGACACUACUUUUAACCCCCUGCUCCUCCCAGCUGUCACUGGGGCCUCAGGAUUAAUGGCCUUGAAUCCCCAGCUGUUGGGAGGUGUCCUGAACUCAGCAUCGGCCAACACCGCUAAUCAUCCAGAGGUUUCCAUAGCAACCUCCUCCCAGGCAACCACUACCACAACCACUACAUCAUCAGCAGUGGCAGCACUGACUGUCUCAACACUUGGUGGGACAGCAGUGGUGUCAAUGGCAGAAACAUUGCUGAAUAUAUCUAAUAAUGCUGGGAAUCCACCUGGUCCAGCUAAACUCAACAGUAACUCUGUGGUGCCACAGCUACUUAACCCUCUACUGGGGACAGGUCUGCUUGGUGAUAUAUCAUCAAUAAACAAUUCUUUGAAUAACCAUCAACUGAGUCAUCUACAGUCGCUGUUAAACAGCAAUCAGAUGUUUCCUCCAAGUCAACAACAGCAGCACCUUCUCCAGGGACACCAGAAUCUUCAGGCCUUCCAAGGACAGCCUGCAGUCCCUUGCCCAGCUAACAGUAACCCCAUGGCUUGUCUGUUUCAGAACUUCCAGGUGAGGAUGCAAGGAGAUGCAGCUCUUCUAAAUAAAAGAAUAAGCACUCAGCCGGGGCUCACAGCACUUCCUGAGAACCCAAACCCUGCACUUCCACAUUUCCAAGAUACACCUUGUGAGCUGCAGCCAAGGAUUGACCCAUCUCUUAGUCAGCCAGUGAAAGACAGCCUUGUUAUGGGUGGCCAAGGAGACGCCUCUGUAGAUGCCAUUUACAAAGCAGUUGUCGAUGCGGCCAGCAAAGGGAUGCAGGUUGUCAUCACCACUGCUGUCAACAGUACAACUCAGAUCAGCCCUGUUCCGGCUCUGAGCGCCAUGAGUGCCUUCACUGCGUCUAUUGGUGACCCGUUGAACUUGUCGAGUGCUGUGAGCGCGGUCAUUCAUGGUCGGAGCAUGGGAGGAAUGGACCAUGAUGGCAGGCUGAGGAAUGCAAGAGGAGCGCGGCUGCCCAAGAGCAUAGACCAUGGGAAGAACUCCAGCGAAGGAGAUGGGUUGGAGUAUUUCAAGUCAGCAAGUUGCCACACAUCCAGAAAACAGUGGGAUGGGGAGCAGAGUCCCAGAGGAGAACGGAACAGGUGGAAAUAUGAGGAAUAUUUAGAUCAUCCAGGCCAUAUCCACAGUAGUCCUUGUCAUGAAAGGCCCAACAAUGUGUCUACACUGCCAUUUCUACCUGGGGAACAACACCCAAUACUGUUACCACCAAGAAAUUGUCAAGGGGAUAAAAUUCUGGAGGAAAAUUUCAGGUAUAAUAACUAUAAAAGAACUAUGAUGAGUUUUAAGGAGAGACUAGAGAACACUGUGGAGAGAUGUGCACACAUUAAUGGAAACAGACCUCGUCAGAGUCGGGGCUUUGGAGAGCUGUUAGGCACUGCAAAACAAGACCUAGUCCUAGAGGGGCAGUCUCCAGGUUCUUCAAAUAGUUUGGAAAGUUCUCUGGUCAAAGACUACAUCCAUUACAAUGGAGACUUUAAUGCCAAAGGCAUUAAUGGGUGUGUGCCUAGUCCCUCAGAUGCUAAAAGCAUUAGUAGUGAAGAUGACCUAAGGAAUCCGGACUCUCCCUCUUCACAUGAGUUGAUACACUAUAGACCAAGGACGUUCAACGUUGGUGACUUGGUCUGGGGCCAAAUCAAAGGACUGACUUCCUGGCCUGGAAAAUUCCUAAGAGAAGACGACGUUCACAGUUCAUGCCAACAAAGCCCCGAGGAAGGGAAGGUGGAGCCCGAGAAGUUGAAGACCCUAACAGAAGGUUUAGAAGCCUACAGCCGAGUCCGGAGAAGGAACAGAAAAAGUGGAAAACUAAAUAACCAUUUAGAAGCUGCUAUUCAUGAGGCCAUGAGUGAACUGGACAAAAUGUCUGGGACUGUUCACCAAAUCCCACAGGCUGACAGACAGAUGAGGCCCCCCAAGCCCAAGAGGAGGAAGAUCUCCAGAUAACAGAGACUACUCCACUGGUACACAGUGCUUAUCAAAGGAGCAUGCCCAGAUUCAUCUGUGUGUAGGUAUCGAUACGGCCACCGUUAGAUCCAAAUGUAAACGAUGGCAGAUAGGUACCACCAUCACAGGGUGCCAGGAGGAGCAGUGAUGCAGAUAUGCUGGGAUCAGGAAGGAAAGUGAAUGUUCAAAACAAAACAAUCAAAAUCCCUGUGUGAGCCAAGUGAUAAAUGGUCAAGUGAUUGCUGAGAAAUGUUUUCUAUUAUGCUAAAAUUGUGAUUAUAAGAAAUAGUCCAAAUGUUUCUGAAGAAUUUUCAGUGUUGUAUAUAAAAAAUACAGAAUUUCAUGGCGAUAUUAGAAAUGUAAAUAUUGUACAAUAUUGUCAUGUACAAGCAUACUUAAUGCACACUUUAUCUUUUAUUGUACAAAGAAAUAGUGUACAAAACUCUUUGGUUUCUAUGGAGUACACCUACCAGAGACUACCAGUGUAAAGUGAUAAAUAAAAAUACAACCUAAAUGCUUUUCUAUGAUAAUGUAAAAGAUGCUGGUUUUGUAUUUAACAGCAGAGAAAAGGCAUAAUGAUGUAAUAGGGAAGUCAUGGCAUAUACUGCAUACCACCGAGUUUCCAUCUAUAAUGUCUCUUUAGCAGGAACCUUGCACAGACCACUAGACUCAGUUUUUGGUGCCUAGGAAAACUGCAAAUUUCUGAAGGGAUGAAGGCUCAUGGGCCUAAGUCAAGAAUUCAGAAUCUCAACCAUUUGUUACUAUCUUAUUGUUUUACAGUUUCAGACAUUUGUAUAAUGAACUUGAGUCAUUCUCUCCACCUCCAUCCCCCUCUUGUAUUCCCCCCUCUCUUUACAGUGAGUCCUCAUCCUAUUUUCAUGUCUUCUUGUGUGUGACACACUGAAUCUGAGUAGAGUUUCUUGCCUGAGCAUGGGUGGGAGGUUAGUUACCGGCGCAAGGCAACUUCUCAGUGGACCCACCAGAAGGGAAAGCGACAUGCCCUCCCCCAGCAGCCAUGGACUGCUAAUAGUCGCUCGGGGUGGAGUGGGGCCAAAUGGGUCCCUCCAGCAUCCAUGAUGUUGGUAUAAUCAAUCACGUGUAAGUCUUGUGCAGAUAACCACAGCUGCAGUGAUGUCGAGGGGGACAUGGCUAUGGCAUAUCCUGAAGACAUCUCCCUGUGUUUUGGCUCUUAGAUUCUCCCCACCGCCUUUUACUAUCUUGGAAAAGUGACAUGGCUGUUCCAUUUAGGGCAUUUUUUAAAACUACAUUUUAAAGCAGAAUAGGUCAUAUAAAAUUUAAAAGUCACUUAGAUGAACUAUUUUACUCAGCCAUUUUAUUAAGUAAAUAUUUGGUGGCCGCCUGUUGAACUAGCUAGCUUUCCACCAACAAUGCUCAGAAUCAAAGGUUUUCUACAGACAACAUCGGAUGAGAUAUAACUUUUCAUUUCCACACAUGGAGGCAAAAGCCACAUGUAGCAACCAUUAACAGACAUGAGGGUGAUGACGGUUCAGUUUUUAUUUUUUGUAGUGGAAAAAAUAAAUCAAAGCACAUUGCAUAUCAUUCCCUAGUGUCACUUCACACAGAAGGGAGAGCAGCCUUCAAAAUUAUGAAAAGUGGUUAUCAGUAUUCUGUACCAUAUCAGAUUUAUUUUAUUUAAAGAAUUGUUUAUACCAUUCAUAGAUUAUUUUAUAUAUAUAUAUAUAUAAAUGUGGCUGAAAUAUGUGGGUUAAGUCUUAUUAGCCAAAUUAUUUGUGUUACAUUAAAUAAGAAAAAUGUGAAAUAAAUGUAGAAAAUUACUACAUUACAAAUGCACAAACCUAAAACUGUGAGCCAGCAUAAAGUUCAAGGUAAUGAAUAACAGUGGAGCACAGUGUAUCUCCUGUUUCCCAGUUCUUUGUGGUGGUGUCAUAAACAAAAUUUCAGACCACCUCAGGUAGAGACUGUCAAAAGAUAUGAUCUGUUGUCCCUCUGUCUUGGAACCAGCCUCUACCCAGAACCCCCAGAGAGAACACUGCCUGCUCUCUAGCCCUGGUCACUGUAUCUCAGCGCCCAGCUGCUGGAAGAUUAUACCCUAGCAGGACUGGACUCCAGAUACCACCGCCCUCCUGAGCCUCCUUUUCAACUCCUCAGACCCAUCAUGUAACCGAGUUCCAGGAACUCAGGAAAAAGGAGACAAAACUCAAGUUGUUUCUUGGGGCCAAAGUACACAGUACACGGCAUACCACCCAAGUCGUCUUUUUCUUUUCUUUUCUUUUCUUUUCUUUUCUUUUCUUUUCUUUUCUU
This is a messenger RNA of Onychomys torridus (southern grasshopper mouse), 8547 nucleotides long. It is a transcript of the gene Mbd5, whose product is annotated as methyl-CpG binding domain protein 5. The record is from RefSeq and is a predicted model, not a curated record. Bases 1066 to 6264 code for a protein of 1732 amino acids. Gene Ontology annotation, cellular component: nucleus; chromocenter. NCBI's taxonomy places the organism in Eukaryota, Metazoa, Chordata, Mammalia, Rodentia, Cricetidae. The transcript is spliced from 14 exons. Gene Ontology annotation, molecular function: chromatin binding; DNA binding.